Messenger RNA from Saccharomycodes ludwigii, 471 nucleotides. RefSeq names its product Cbp6p (gene CBP6). NCBI's taxonomy places the organism in Eukaryota, Fungi, Ascomycota, Saccharomycetes, Saccharomycodales, Saccharomycodaceae. Gene Ontology annotation, cellular component: Cbp3p-Cbp6 complex; mitochondrion. Gene Ontology annotation, biological process: mitochondrial respiratory chain complex III assembly. The transcript has a single exon. The record is from RefSeq and is a predicted model, not a curated record. Bases 1 to 471 code for a protein of 156 amino acids. Gene Ontology annotation, molecular function: ribosome binding.
AUGCCUGGAAAUAUAUCGGAAUCAGCCAAAGUUUUGGUCAAGUUAAUUGAGCAAUUGCCGGAAGAACGUAUAAAGCAUUUAGUAUCAUUCAAAGACAUCCAGUUGAAAAGAUUCAGACCAGUGGCUGGCAUAUCUAACUCAGAUGAACCAGCUCCAAAAAAACCCACAUUAGCCGAAAUUAAGGAUAUUAUAAAUAGAACUAAAAGCCCGUUAGGUUUACAAAAUGAUGUUUUGAAAAAAAUUGCACAAGCUACUCCAAAGGAAACAUUUACUGUUGAUUCCAUUGAUCAACAAAUAAAGAGUUUAAAAGCCUUGUGUGAAAAUAAAUACAAAACAUAUUAUGAUGUCGGUAAUAAAUUAUAUAGACCUGCAGGUAAUCCAAACUAUUACCAAAGACUUUUGGAUGAAUUAGAUGGCAAGAGAAAAGAAAAUAUCUUUACAGCCUUCAGAACAGUUGUGUUUGGUAAGUAG